AUGAGGGUGAUGAUCAUAAACAGGUACAUCAAUGGGAAAGAGCUCAAACCCACAAACAGUUUUCUAAGGCUGGUUUCAUCACCCGACCCGGUCUGCAACAUUGCCACUGAUUUUUCCGGUGGCCGGAGAGGGGUGAAGCUCGGCCGACCCACCAUGGUGUACCGAGAUAUGAUCAAACAUGUGCUCGGCCCAUUCUACUACACAACACCCAUGUGUGAUGAACCCGAUACCGGCAAUCAAUCUGAUGAUGGCAAAGGAACUAAUUACUGA
This is a messenger RNA of Ilex paraguariensis (yerba mate), 270 nucleotides long. Lineage: Eukaryota; Viridiplantae; Streptophyta; Magnoliopsida; Aquifoliales; Aquifoliaceae. The record is from the annotation of a GenBank genome assembly.